Molecule: messenger RNA, 5235 nt
Organism: Gallus gallus (chicken)
Lineage: Eukaryota; Metazoa; Chordata; Aves; Galliformes; Phasianidae
Gene: SLC16A2
Product: solute carrier family 16 member 2
Exons: 6
Coding region: 10-1539 (509 amino acids)
Biological process (GO): transmembrane transport
Molecular function (GO): thyroid hormone transmembrane transporter activity; monocarboxylic acid transmembrane transporter activity
Source: RefSeq, marked provisional
GUGGCGGGCAUGUGGGACCGGCUGCGGGGCAGUCGGGCGGCGGGCGGCGGCCGGAGCGCGGCCGCGAUGGCGCAGCGCGGGGAGGAGGGCGGCGAGCGGGGGCCGGCGGAGGAGGGCGGGGAGGGAGAGCCCCGGGCCGGGGCCGAGCGGGGGCCGAGCGGGGCCGCCGCGCCCUUCCAGCCUCCCGAGGGCGGCUUCGGCUGGGUCGUGGUCUUCGCCGCCGCCUGGUGCAAUGGCUCCAUCUUCGGCAUCCACAACUCCUUCGGGAUCAUCUACACCAUGUUGCAGAGCGACCUGGGCGAGGACGAGAAGGACCCCACGCUGGAGUUUAAAACAGCAUGGGUUGGCUCUUUGGCCAUGGGCAUGAUUUUCUUCUGCUCUCCCAUCGUGAGCAUCUUCACUGACCGCAUCGGCUGCAGGACCACAGCAGCCUUGGGAGCUGCCAUCGCUUUCAUCGGGCUCCUCUCCAGCUCCUUCACCAAGUCUCUGGAAGUUCGCUAUUUCACGUAUGGCAUCCUCUUUGGCUGUGGCAGCUCCUUUGCCUUUCAGCCCUCGCUGGUCAUCCUUGGUCACUACUUCAAGCGUCGCCUUGGCCUGGCCAAUGGCAUCGUGGCUGGCAGCAGCUGCCUCAUCUCUGUGCCGCUGCCCUUCUUCCUGAAGAUGGUGGGAAAGGCCAUCGGGCUGGCACACACAUUCCAAGUGCUCAGUGCCUUAAUGCUCAUCCAGAUCUUCUUGUCGAUGACAUAUCGGCCCCUCCUGCCACCCUCCUGUGACUCUCAGCACGAUGGGCAGGACAAACUGGGCAGCCGGAGUGUGCGGCAGCAGUGCUGGGCCCAGAUGCGCAAGUAUUUCAACUUGAGGGUUUUCCGGAGAAAGACCUACCGAAUUUGGGCCUUUGGGAUUGCUACAGCUGUCCUGGGGUAUUUUGUACCAUACAUGCACCUGGUGAAAUAUGUGGAGAAGGAAUUUGGAGAAACCAAAAACGACUGGAUUCUCCCAGUCUGUCUUGGAGGCAUGUCUGGGCUGGGGCGCUUGAUUUCGGGCCGCACUGGGGACUGCAUUCCUGGGCUGAAGAAGAUUUAUCUGCAGGUCGCGUCCUUUGUUCUGUUCGGCAUCAUGUGCAUGAUGAUCCCGCAGUGCCGAGGGUUUGAGGGCGUCAUCGUCAUCUGCCUCUUCCUCGGCCUUUGCGAUGGCUGCUUCACCACCAUUAUGGCCCCCGUUGCCUUUGAGCUGGUGGGGCCUAUGCAAGCAUCCCAGGCCAUAGGGUACCUGAUGGGGCUGAUGGCUGUGCCCAUGACUGCGGGCACGCCAAUUGCAGGAUACUUCAACGAUUAUUUUCAGAAUUACCAUGCGGGUUUUUACUUCGCCGGAGUGCCUCCCAUCAUCGGCGGCUUGGUGCUCUCCGUCGUCCCGCUGGUGCACCAGAGGAUGCUGCAGAAGCAGCGCCUGGAUUCUGGCAAGGACAAGAUGCUGACCCCUGAGGCAGUGGUGAAUGGCGAGCUGCUGCCAGGCUGCCCUGCCUCCGAAGCACACAUGUGACGUGCCAAGUGCACAGUUGCCACCAGCAUCCUCCACAGCCCAAGCACAGGCCCUUUUCUAGCCAGACUGUAAUUCUCAAUGAUUUCAGAUGCACUAUAUUUGUAAAGGACAAGAAAUAGUUCUUCUAGUUGAAGGCUUUUAACUAGCAGAAACACUUCUUCUUGGGACAGUAUCAAUUUUCAAGCCGCCUUUUCUUUUCCUCUAACCAUUUUUCUAAGGAGAACUCUCAUCAGGAUUCAAACUUGAUUAUCUCCCCAGUUUUCUAUACGUCACAACAGAGGUUUACAGAUAAUAAAUGUAUUUUUAAAGGAGGUAAUAGGCGGAGCUUAUUGCCCCUUCCAGAUUCCCCGUCCCCUCUGGUGUGCCAUGUCUGGGCAGCACAGUCCCUUCUGCAGGGGAAGCAGCUUCGGAGGAGAAAUGAGCAGUGGGACCUGCUUUGAGCUGUUUCUCUCCUUUUCCACUGCAUGCACUCAUGGGGUUGAUGAAAGUAUCCUGCAAAAUCUGCCUUAAAAGCAUAGGGGGAGACAAGCAGGUUUCUGGGCACCUCUCACCUCCACGUUCGUCACCUGAAGACUGUGCAGCCCUGAGCAGUGAAACCCACAGGUAGGAUGGGUACAGGAGGCAUGGGAAUUAGCUCAGGAGAGGGCAAGGACUGAAGGUGGCUUCCAUCCUGCCUGCAGAGCUGUCAUCCAUUGAAUUUUCCUCCCCAUCACCUGCUGUUAGAAACAGGAGCCUUGUACAUAGCUCCACAUCCCGCAUGUCCCUCUGGCCCUUUUGUUUUUUAAUCUGCAUUGGCUAGUGCAUUGUAAGGUCUUGUGGUCUGUGCUUCUGUUCCUUCUGUCCCUGUACAAGCUGGAGAAUAUACUGGUGUGUUGUGAUGUGUCUGUUCCUGUAAGCGAGGUGUCUGUUCUACUUGCCCUUCCUUUGGCUUUUCUGAGUCUGCUUCUGCCUUUCCGCAGGGUGUCAUCUACCACAAAAUCCUCGUUCUGACCAUAGUGCCCCAUGAGGCAAGCUCAUGAGGGAUUUAAAUAGUAGAAACAUUUCCUUUUGCCCAGCAACAGGAGAAAGGGUGCUGCCUCAAGCCCUGAUUGUUUCCAUGCUGCAUGGCACAGCCCCCAGUGACUGUACCACUGGGCUUCAUAUCCAACUGUGCAGCUGUAAGACAUCUCUCCAGUUUGUAAAGCAAAUUAUGGCCUAAAGCCCCAAACUUUGCAGAUUUCCACGUGCCUUAAGUGCUCUGCCUGCUCACAGAAGCCUUUGCCCCAGGAGGAGCACGUGCUGGGGCCAUGGGAGCAGCGCUUGAUCAGAUGGGAGUCCUGCCUGACUCAGCAUCCCUGAAAGGCUGGUCUUUUUGUCCGCUUAUUAUUGGAGCCUCUUAUUAUUGAAGGCACUUAGCCCAACGCCUUGUCAUUCAGCCCAACUUCAGUGGAAGCGGUACAUCUCAUACCAUCGCAGCUCAAAGACUGUCAACAGCCUCCCCAACCUGCUGUGAGCAUCUUUGUCCAAGUUAAGGUCAUGACUUUGAUCAACAUGAAGUCAAAACGAGUCACAGGUCAAGGCAGGAAAGGCAAUGAAAGGUACAGUCUGCAUGCACAACUGGAAGAGCAAAGUCUGCCAUGAUGGUAGGAAGCUGUGCACAAUGGGGAUAGUUUUGAUGUUGGCUGCCAGCUGUUGUGUGUCUAGCUUUUCUCUUGAGUACCCUGGCACAGUGCACCUUUGCCUCCUCUGGGCAGGUGAGGCAGGACUAGGGAGAAAAACCUGCCUUGUUCUCCUCUGUAAUGAAAAACCCCAGCUUCCCCCAGUGAGGCGCACUCGUCGCUUCAGGCAGCCACAUGGCCUUAUGCAAGUGUGCAUCAAGUGUAGGACGUGCCCCGGCAGCACUGGCUGGGACUGCCUUCCUAAAUCUUUAGCUUCAGGGUGUUCCAAAGUGAGUUGUUGUCUUUUUUUUUUUUUUCCCUCUUAUUUUCAUGGCUGGGUGAAACACCAGGUUUAACCCCUCUUGCUCUGGUAGGGAAUGAUGGUCCUGUGGCAUCUCAUGAGGCUUCGAGCAGCUCCUGCCUGGCUCUUGAUGGUCACAGUGGAGCCAGGAACCCUCCAGCCUUUGCUUCUCACCACUUCCAUGGCUUUCUCGCGCAUCUGUACACAGCAGAGGUUUGUUUGGGGGUUUCCUUGGAUAUUUCAGCUUCAAGAGUUUUCACGCUGGCAGAGUUUGCUUCUCCUUGUCCAGCUGGCUGGAGGAAAUGGGGCUGCACUGGAAAGCCCCAGCACACUUGCCAACUCUUUUGGGUGCUUUCUUCCCAAAGCCAGCUGCCCUUUAGCACCAAUGUACUCAGCAAGGGCUGCUAGUGCCCAGCGUGCUCCCUCCUGCAGAGGCAUCGCCUGUGUGUUUGCUGGCUGGGAGCAGGGGAUGAACAAUGGACCUUGCUCUAGGGUUAUCGCUGUGCGUUUGCUGGCCCCUCCGUAAAACCGUUUAUUUUGUGGUUUACUUCUGUUUUUGGGUUUUUUUUUUUGUUUUUUUUUUUUUGCAAACAUUGCAAUGCCCUUAGCACUACAUCAAGGACUUGCCAUGCUCUGGGUGCCCCCAUUCUCACCCACCCCACGAGAGCAAAGCCCAGCCCCGGUGCUGUGUCCACUUGCCCCCGUGGACAUUUUGGUGACCUGCAGGAUGUGGGCUUGAUGUCUGGACUAACAGCAGUGUGGCUCCUGACUUUGUUUACAGCACCCAAAUCAGGGCCUGGAAAACAACUCAGCUCUGAGUGCGGGCAGCAGGCCGCUCACAGUAGGCCUAUCUGAGCCCAGGCAGUGAGCCGCUCUGUCCCACCUUCAUUGCCACUGCAGGGCACAGGCCUCCUCAAGAGAGUCAGUGCAACUCCUGAGUGCCUCUUCAGUCUCAGAAUCUCCUUCCAUGACGUCUGUCCUCAAACUUCUUCCUCACUGACCUUUCAUCUCUGGCUGCCAAGAGCAGCACAGUUGCGAGGCACACUGUGAGCAGUUAGUGUCUGUUUUGCUAAGGAAUUAAGCUUUUGUUGUUGUUGUUGUUGUUUUUGUGUAUGUAGUGAGGCAUGGCAUGUAAGAUGAUCUGUUUCCCAGAGCAAGUUUUCAGGUAGCCAAAUAUUUGUGUUCAAAGAGGAAGAUGUCUGAGCUGACGCCACAUACGAGCACCAAGGUGGAGGCUUGAGUUUUGGGGUAACUAACAAGACAUUAGGGUCUGUGGCUGAAAGCAGGUGCUUAAUUCAGUGCAGAAGUCAGGCCCAGAGCAAUGCUUUGGGUCAUGCUUUGGCCUUAAAUGAGUAUUUAAGGCACAGCUGGGAAGGGUGGAAGAGCUGCACCUCGCAGAACUGGCCUCACAGGAGCUUGUAAGAUGUAGGUGAAGAAAUUGGUAAAGCUGAACUCUCACAUUUUUCCUUUUUAUUUUUUCUUAUUUGACAUCUGUUCCUUGUAAGUGAUUUAUAUUCCCUUAAAAUUUUGUAUCUUAAGUAAAGUAUUUGAAUGUGUGUCUUAAAAAUAUGACCCGUCCUUUCAAAAUGUGAAUUUCUGAUCGUUGAUAUAUAAAAGAAAAAAGUAAAAAAAAAAAAAAAAAAAAAAGUAAAACGACACAAAACCAUCCCAUAUUAGCACAUCUUUUGUAAUGAAUGUUUUAUGAAUGUUGUUUAAAAAAAAAAAAAAUGCGUAGAAUAAAACCAGUUUAAAAAGGAA